Messenger RNA from Linderina pennispora, 1281 nucleotides. RefSeq lists its product as uncharacterized. Gene Ontology annotation, cellular component: cytoplasm. The record is from RefSeq and is a predicted model, not a curated record. The coding region runs from base 231 to 800 and encodes 189 amino acids. The transcript is spliced from 2 exons. NCBI's taxonomy places the organism in Eukaryota, Fungi, Kickxellomycota, Kickxellomycetes, Kickxellales, Kickxellaceae.
UUGCAUGGAAGGCGUGUAUCCCCCAGUUUGUUUGGAUAAGCGCGGUGCAUUAUUGCGCAAAAGCUCUUCUGUGCAAAAAGGAACCGAGAGUCCACUAAGCUGUCGCGGAUGUCCGCCCACUUCUUGCUUUGCAUGUGCUUUAGAUACAGAGCCAAAGAGCGGCACACACAGCCGGCAGCUGUCGUCAGCUGGGUCGACUGAUCACGACAGACUCCAGCCCGUCCCCACCCAUGCGUCCGCCUCCACGCCUGCCAGUCCUGUCACCGGGCGGGGCCCGCAAAGGGCACAGUCGCAAGGGCAGCGGCUUCUUCCACCGUCUAAAGGUGUCGUCAGCAAGCAGCUCCAAGUUUCCUGGCGACGGCACUCAGUCGCCGUCAUCGCCGUCGUCGCCGCGGCCUGGCAAUGCCACCGAGAUGUCAGGCAGCGGCCCAGAGACAGCCGAGUCGUGCGAGCUUGAUGUGGAGGUGUGCCGGCGGCUGCUGAGGAGGUAUAUCGAGUGCCCUAUCUGCUUUCUGUACUACCCGCAGAAUAUCAACUAUACCCGGUGCUGCCACAAGCCGGUGUGCACCGAAUGCUUCGUGCAGAUAAAGCGCAAGCUUCGAGGAAGGGACCAUCUCAUCCACGCACUGCCCGUACUGCGUCGAGCCCAAUUUCGGAAUAGUAUACUAUCCGCCGUCCAUCACCACUGGUGCUGCUCGCACCAACUACAUGAAGCACCGCCCGCAGCUCAGCUCUCAGCUCUCCCAGAGCUCGUCCAUAUCUAUUGCCAGCAAUGCGUCGCGGCCCAAGAUGCUGGAUAACCGGUCCAGAAGCCAGUCGCUGACGACAAGAGAGCCAAUAAUCGUUAUGAGCGACGACAUUAGGCCGGGACUGAUGCGCCAGCUGCAGGCAGAGCAGGAAAGGCACAAGCGCGAGCAGGAGAGGCUGUCGCAAAACAUGGCAGCAAUUGCUGCGUCGGCGCAGAGGCGCAGCGCACGGAGCAAUCGCGAUGGUGUGUUUAGAACCAGGAGGGCUGCUGGCGGAGGUAGCAACAGCCACCGGAUGAGAGCAUCUGAGUACUCAACGUAUGUCACUGCAAUGCGGGCUGCUGGCCAGUCAAAUUUGGAAGAGUUCUUGAUCCAGGAGGCUAUUCGCAUGAGCCUAGCCGAAACGCAAAACGAGGGUGGAUGGUGAAGGAGGGCCGGUGGGUGCGCAGCAGCAGCAGCAGCAACAGGAAGAUGAACCAAUUCAGAAUGAAGGAGACAAGCGGCGGACAACGGUAUCGACAGCAGCAACGACAAC